GAAUGGUGCCGCACACACUGGCGGUAGUACCCAGCCCACGCGAACAGGCGAUGCUGUCUCUGCAGCACAUUAAGUCUGUGUGCGAUGUCGUACGUUCCUCCGCAGAGCUGGUGGUGGGUGGGCUGUGCUAUGUGAGUGCUGUUUCUCAUGUUCCGUAUGCCAUGGACGCCCUCAGACGUUUGGGCAUGUCAUCGUGCUGUGUGGUGUACGCUGUGGUGGGAUGUCUGCCAAAGAAUGCUGACGUGGAGUGGGAUCUAGUUGCCAUGACAACCGAUGCGACCAAUG
Sphaeroforma arctica JP610 is the source of this 285-nucleotide messenger RNA. RefSeq lists its product as hypothetical. The record is from RefSeq and is a predicted model, not a curated record. NCBI's taxonomy places the organism in Eukaryota, Ichthyosporea, Ichthyophonida. The transcript is spliced from 2 exons. The annotation marks the transcript as partial.